AGGUAAUAAAGCUCGCAAGCCGAGCGAUGCCGCACAAAAUGGGCCGCGCAUUUAAUCAUUGUCGAUCCAGUACUGUAGAUCCAUCACAAAGGCGCGGGGCUUCAUGACGGGUUCUCGCUCCCCUCUGUGCCGCUGUCGUGCUUGGCGAAUUGGCGAACCCACGCCGGCUGCAGAUGCUGCACACGAUGUGCCGCUGGAUGAGAUGUUGGUGGCAACUUUGUGGAGACGAGGGCGAAGUAGGCACGAAUGUACGUAACUCACUUCCAUUCUUGGCGAUCGUGAUGCGCAGCUGCGAGGGCCGGCGGCAGGAGGGGCAGCUGGGAACGCAGGCAGCAGGCGGGUGGGGCGACAUCUCGCACGUGCGUGAAUGCUUUGCUAUCAUCGUUCCCCACGCGUCUGCUCCACCAUGUUACUAUGGGCUAUGGGAAGACGUUGAGUGUUUCAACGGUUAUCGCCAGAGCAGAACUGAUUCAAAACUGCAGCACGCCGCGUCUUUUGAAUCAUUAUUACUCGACACACUAGUCGUGGAUCGUCUUGUGACAUUGCCACUGAGCCACUUGCAUACCUGGCCACCUGGAGGGACGCACACGCCUGCGCCACCCGCCGGACAACGACAGUCGCUCGGCCCUGAUCCAAAUCUAUCACCCUCAUCGUCCCUCAUCGUCCCUCAUCGUCCCUUGCUCCUCACGCCCGAAGUGGCCGCAGUCGACCAACCACAGUGACCACUGCAUCCACUGCACUACCACCGACACCACCGAGGCCAUCCCCGACCACCAACAGUUUACAUCACGCGGCCGACAUCUCUUCUCUCUCUCAUCUCUCUCAUCUCUCCCAUCUCUCCCAUCUCUCACAUCCACCCACAUCCAUUCUUAUCUCGUCCCAUCUCCCUCGAUCGCUCACCUCGUCCGUCUCCUCUAUCUUGUACACUCCACACAUCU
This is a messenger RNA of Cutaneotrichosporon oleaginosum, 938 nucleotides long. RefSeq lists its product as uncharacterized. The record is from RefSeq and is a predicted model, not a curated record. NCBI's taxonomy places the organism in Eukaryota, Fungi, Basidiomycota, Tremellomycetes, Trichosporonales, Trichosporonaceae.